Molecule: messenger RNA, 2084 nt
Organism: Patella vulgata (common limpet)
Lineage: Eukaryota; Metazoa; Mollusca; Gastropoda; Patellidae
Product: cystine/glutamate transporter
Exons: 9
Coding region: 393-2048 (551 amino acids)
Biological process (GO): amino acid transmembrane transport
Cellular component (GO): membrane
Molecular function (GO): L-amino acid transmembrane transporter activity
Source: RefSeq, a predicted model, not a curated record
AAUCCGCAUCCAGUUUAGAUUUAAUAUAGCAGACGACAAAUAUUACAGUAUUCAAAUCUUAUUUUAUACCGUGUACACUGUAGAAGCUGAUGGCGGUGCUAAUGGAAUAUAUUUUAUUUCGAUAUGUUUUUUCAGGAUUAUAUUUCCGCAAAAUGUAAGAAGUAGAAAAUCGGGAAAUUUAAUUUUUUUUUGAUAAACAGACAGAUUUCCAGGAAUUUUAGACCAAACUUACCGAAUCUGGGCCAUGAUUUGUGAAAAUAAAUAUUGUGUUGUGCGUAAAUAAGUUGCUCUUGAUAUUACCGUGUGUUUAUAUUUUAAAAAUACCCAGUUUGAAAAGUUUGGAAAUCAGUUUCAUAAAUUUAAAUUCCAGGUGUAAGAAAUCAGGUAUUAAAAUGUCGUUGUUUAACCGAAAAUCAAAAAGUACUGAUUCGGUACAAGCUAUGACGAUGAAAUCUCUAGACGACGGAUCUAGUGGUAAAGAUAAUCCUAUAUUUAUUGUUGAGAAUUAUAGUGAAAAUAUAUCGAACACUUCUGAUAGUAGUGGAAUUGCCUCCAUUGAAGAUAUUGAAUGUACCGGACCAACAGAUUCCAACGAUGACUCCAUUAAACACCAGAACACAGCAGGCGCAGCGCAAGGACCAAACGACACACCGGCACCUCAACUAAAGAAAACAUUAACAUUGCUAAAUUGCGCAGCCAUCAUGAUCGCAGUGACUGGACAUUCAUCGGUUUUCAUUUCACCGACCGCUAUUUUAGGUGCUGCUGGUUCUGUAGGCGCUGCCUUGGUUGUGUGGUUAGUUGGGGGAUUAAUAAACAUGGGACUAGCUCUAUGUUUCGCUGAGCUUGGAACAAUGUUUCAAACGGCUGGUGGACCGUAUGCGUUUGUUAUGAAAGGUUUAGGACCGUUACCAGGGUUUUUAAUAAUGUAUGGUUAUACUGUGUUGAUAGCGGGACCGUUCUGGGCGUUUUUAGCGUACACAGCAGCUCUUUACAUAGUUAAACCUAUAUUCCCGGAUUGUGAAACAGAAAAUGUCGACCUGGGUGUGAAAAUAUUAGCUGGUUGGAUUAUGAUAACUCUAGUGGCAUUGAAUUGUGUAUAUAUGAAAUAUGUUAAAAGAAUCCAGACCUUCCUAUCCAGUACAAAGAUCUUCGCCUUGUUGAUAAUAGUAAUCGGCGGUAUAUAUCAGCUAGCUAUAGGAGAAACAGAAUAUCUCCAGCAGCCUUUCACUGGAACUUCCGAAGAACCUGGAGGAAUAGCUAUAGCCAUCUUUUACUCCAUUUUCUCUUAUGGCGGAUGGCAGGUUAUGACCAGUUUAACAGAGGAAGUCAAGCAACCAGGAAGAGAUCUGCCCCGUUCUGUGUAUAUAUCGUUUGUAAUAGUUAUAAGUCAAUAUAUUCUAACUAACGUGGCUUAUUUUACAAUUUUAUCACCAACAGAAGUACUUGGUUCAAAUGCUGUAGCUUUAUUAUUUAUACAAAGAUUGUAUAAACCCAUCACGGCUGUUAUAGCGGUAUUUGUGGCACUAACAUCAAUUGGUGCUUUAAACGCGUCCAUUAUGGGACUGCCAAGAUUGCUGUUUGCUGGAGCUAGAGUUGGUCAUAUGCCCGUUAUAUUGGGAAUGAUACACAUCAAAUACAGGACACCAUGGCCAGCUACAUUUGUAAUGAUGGCCUGGUCUCUAGUUAUGUUAUAUGCCGGUGGUCUCGAGACCAUGAUGCAAUAUAUAUCUCUAUUUUCUACCAUUAUGGGAAUCGCUGUCGUCACAACUCUACUCGUGCUAAGAUAUAAACAACGUGAUCUUCAUAGACCAUAUAAGGUGAUGUUAUUUGUGCCCAUACUAGAGCUAUUAGUGAAUGUGGCGGUAUUGGUAUUAGGUAUAUAUCAGAGACCUCAUCAGAUGGGAAUAGGUUUAGCUAUAUUAUUUGGUGGUAUACCCCUCUAUUGGCUUGGUGUCUUGUGGAGAAAUAAACCAAAAGAAUUUACAGAUCUUGUUGAAUUUUGGACUGUGACGACCCAGAAACUGUUAGUAUUAGUCAAAGGUACCUGAAACAGCCAUUCAAUAGUUAUAAUUAUAUGUACAUAU